GAGAGAGAGCGCCUGCACUCCAGCUUAGCGCCCAGUUCGGCACAGACGCUCCGAGCUUAGGACCCGCACCGCCGUGACUUUUGAGGGACGUUUACUUUUCGUGCGGCCGAAAAAACAAACACACAAAUAAGCAGCCAUGGAUGCCAUUAAGAAGAAGAUGCAGAUGCUCAAGCUCGACAAGGAGAACGCCUUGGACAGAGCUGAGCAGGCUGAAUCCGAUAAGAAGGCAGCAGAGGACAGGAGCAAGCAGCUGGACGAUGAAUUAAGGGAAUUGGAAAAGAAAUUGCGCAUAACUGAGGACGAGCGCGACAGAGUGUUAGAGGAGUUCCAAGGUGCCGAGGAAAAGCUGCUGUCCGCCGAGGAGGUCGCUACAAAGCUCGAGGAUGAUUUGGUAGCUCUGCAGAAGAAACUGAAGGGCACUGAGGAUGAGUUGGACAAGUAUUCCGAGGCUCUUAAAGAUGCCCAGGAGAAACUGGAGCUGUCUGAGAAGAAGGCCGCAGAUGCUGAGGCCGAUGUAGCCUCUCUUAACCGACGUAUCCAGCUGGUUGAGGAGGAGUUGGAUCGUGCUCAGGAGCGUCUUGCCACUGCCCUGCAGAAGCUGGAGGAGGCUGAGAAGGCUGCUGAUGAGAGCGAGAGAGGCAUGAAGGUUAUUGAGAACAGGGCCCUGAAGGAUGAGGAGAAGAUGGAAAUCCAGGAGAUCCAGCUGAAAGAGGCCAAGCACAUUGCUGAGGAAGCUGACCGCAAAUAUGAGGAGGUGGCCCGUAAGCUGGUGAUCGUUGAGGGUGAGCUGGAGCGUACAGAGGAGCGUGCUGAGCUGUCUGAGGGCAAAUGCGCUGAGCUUGAGGAAGAGUUGAAAACUGUGACCAACACCCUGAAGUCUCUGGAGGCCCAGGCUGAGAAGUACUCACAGAAGGAAGACAAAUAUGAAGAGGAGAUCAAGGUCCUCACCGACAAGCUGAAGGAGGCUGAGACUCGUGCCGAGUUCGCUGAGAGAACAGUAGCCAAGCUUGAGAAGACCAUUGAUGACCUGGAAGAUGAGUUGUAUUCCCAGAAACUCAAGUACAAAGCUAUCAGCGAGGAGCUGGACCACGCUCUCAACGACAUGACUUCAAUGUAAUUCGUGCACUCUGUUUGCUUGUGCCUCUGCCUGCCCAUCCUCCCAUCCCUGUCUACUUUCCUCCGUCUUCACCUGAUCACUCCAUCUCUCUGACUGUGUGACCUUGUUCCAUUAAUUCACCAACCAUAUCUCCCUUUUUAAAACUUCCUGCUAUCUCUGUUACUCAGCAAGAUCAAUGGCUGCUGUUACUGUUAGUGCUCCUCUUGAAACGUAGUGCAUUGUCAAUGGCAUGUUCACGCCUCUGCACACUCUGUGGCAAAGGCUGUGAAUGUGUGCUAGUCAAUGUAGUUUCCUCUCUUGUACAUAUCACAAAUAGUCAUAAGGUUGUCAUGGGAGGAGCAAAUAUGUGCAACAGUGAAGCCAGAUUUUGUGAAACAGUGUAUAGUAGUGUGCUGUUUUUAUAACCUCUGUAUGAAUUUUACUGGUUUGUGAUAUAAACAGGGCUUACACCAGCCUCUAAAAAGUGUUUACUCAUGACUGAUACAUUACAAAUAAGGUGCAUUGUUAACCUUGACACAGAGCAUGUACACACUUUGCUAAAAUGCAGUAUUGUUAAAGGGGAAGCAUGUCCGUGAAAACUGUACUUGAGUUACUUCCUGUGUGUAUCCUCUUCUGACUUACUCCGUUCCUACUAACACUGUCAACUUCUAUGUAGUGUGCUCAGUGCACCUCAGUUCAACAUGGUGUUUGAGACUGAGAUGACACAGUGUACAAUAUGUGGUGUUCUACUUUAUGAUCGGCCUGUGUGCUGUUUGGUAAGUCAGCGCAGGUGGUUUUUGGGUUUGGCGUCUCUCCGUAGCUAUUAAAGUUACACUAGCUGCAAUCUAGCUGUUUUUUUUUAAUUGCAUGUUGUGUGUUCUAGGGUAGUUAUAAGUGGAUUCUUUCUUCCAUUUAUGCUUUAACUAUGACCUAGACCAGAGAUUUAGAAGGCAGGUUAAUGUUUUUAGCAUUAUGCAGGGCAGUUAAUCUUCCAUUAACGUCAUAUAAGUAAGGAAUAAAACACUCUGGGCUGUGUUUUAUAACAAGAGGAUACUUGUUAUAGGAACAUAAACCAUUUUGUGUCUGUGAAUUAUUAGAUGGUUAUCUUCCUGUAGCAAAAUGGCCUGAAGCGUGUUAUUCCUCUUACAACAGAGAUUACAAUUUUUAAGUUAUUACUGAACAUAUUGUGAUUUAUAACCGUUUAUAGUUGCGUUUAAUGUUGCGGAAUGUCCAGGAGACAAGUUCCUGUUAUCACUUACAGUAUAGUAGCUAUAAACAGUCAUUCUCUACUCUACCCAGCCUUUCUUGAAGUUAAUAAGAAAAAAAACGCAGCUUGGCAUGUUACCAAGAAACUGCAAAGCAUGAAGUCUUUUUCCUGAAGACUCUCCCUUGGUGGAAAACGAACUCCUCAUUACAAAGCAUUGACACCUGAGACUUAUAUGUUAAAUAAACAUCUAAUAAUAGAAAACGUCACCAUAUCACCAAGUAUACGAUUUCUUUCUUAAAUAACAACACGUUUUUAAAUUCACUUAUCAUCAGACUUUUAUCAUGUGGCGCAUAUGCUAUACAAGUCCCUGUGAAGGAGUUGUUAUUACAGAAACGAUUAUGUGUUAGAAUGAGUGCCUUAAUAUAGAAACCCUAAUGUCUUAGCACGAGCACUGUGAACAACCGCGAUUCUGUAUGCAUCAUUUCUGACACACAGACCCUGUGUGUGUAAAUUUAUACACUCAGAGCACAAGUAUACAGGGUGAAA
This is a messenger RNA of Pangasianodon hypophthalmus (striped catfish), 2849 nucleotides long. It is a transcript of the gene tpm1, whose product is annotated as tropomyosin 1 (alpha). Bases 137 to 1117 code for a protein of 326 amino acids. Gene Ontology annotation, cellular component: actin filament. The transcript has 10 exons. The record is from RefSeq and is a predicted model, not a curated record. Gene Ontology annotation, molecular function: actin filament binding. Lineage: Eukaryota; Metazoa; Chordata; Actinopteri; Siluriformes; Pangasiidae. Gene Ontology annotation, biological process: cardiac muscle contraction; actin filament organization.